GAAGUCGAGGCGAACAGCUAGUCGUAAAUAUUGUCAAUAACAUCUGUUGUCAGUUGUCAAUUCACUGACUGUCAUCAGCACCACCGUCAAUGUCAAUAAAAUAAUAAUUGUCACUGGGAAAUAUUCCGGUGUGCCGUAAAUUACUAUAAAAAUAGUAAAAAUCAUUAAAUUACUUUAAUAUUUCCGCUUCUUUGAUAGCGUUCAGUGUUAGGCACGUUAUUUAUAUGUACUUUAUUAGAUUCAAGUAACAGUUAGUAAGUAAAAUAAAUCAAAAUUCCUCCUGCUUCAGCGACUCAGGGAUCUUCUCUCCGAACUGCUGAUUGGCGGUCGGAGAUGCAGGCGGCGUGCGAGGCGGGCGAGGUGUUCGCCCUGCUGGAGGGGGGCGCGGCCGGCGCGCGCGACGCCGCCGCCGCCCUCGCCGCGCUCUACGGCGGCGUGCGCGAGCCCUGGCUCACGCGCGCCCUGCUGGCCUACCACGCGCGCACCGGCUCCGCGCGCGCCCUCGACCUGCUGGCGCGCGCGCCCGAGCCGCACGCCCGCCAUCUGCUGGACGCGCUGCAGGAGCAGCUCCGCGGCGAGCGCGCGCAGCGACACCACGCGCUCGCGGCCUUCGCCCCGCUCGUCGCGCGCCGCCCGCCCUGGCUGCAUCGUCUGCCCGCGCACCCGCUGGCGCGCGACGUGCUGCGCGCCGCGCGACACGAGCGCGACGCGCUGCCCCUGCUGCACGCGCUGCUAGCGCUGGCCGCGCUGCUGCCGGCCGCGCCCGCGCUGGCCGCCACGCACCCCGCCGAGCUGGCCGACGCGCUGCUGCGGCCCGCGGCGCUGGAGCCGGCGCCCGCCGCCGCCACGCGCGCGCACCUGCAACUGGCGCAGCUGGCGCUGUUCCACGCGCUGUACGCCACGCACCCCUGCACGCUGCUGGAGGCCCUGCGCGCGCAGGGCGCCGAGCUGCCGGCCAGCGCCGCGCGCGACGCCUGGGAGCGCGGCGUGGGCGCGCUAGCCGAGUCCGUGCGCCUGCACCCGGCGCUGGUGACGGGCAGCCGGCUGCGCGAGGCCGACCCGGCGCGCUGGGCGCGGCAGGAGCACCACGACGUGCUGGCGGAGUGCCGGCGCCUGUCGCUGCACGCGCGCGCCGAGGACGCCGCGCCGUCCCCGCUGCCGGCCCUGGCCGCCGCGCUGCCGCCGGCGCCGGCGCGCGGCUCCCCCGCCCCGGGCUCGGGCGCGCACGCGGCUCGUGCAGCGAGCGGCCUGCGGCCCGGCACGGAGCCCUGGUUCCCACUGGGCGACCGCUGCGGCGCUGACUCUGCGCCUCACACGCCGCUGCCGGCGGAGGACGCGGCGGAGCCCGAGGCCGCGGUGGAGGCCACGCCGGAGAACACGCCGGCCAGAGAGACUCGCGCGCAGUUCCGCUUCCCCACCGAGUCGGGGGCGGUGCGCGCCAUCGGACGCAGGUCCCGGCCCGCGUCGCCGCCACGCAAAGAAACGUCGCCGUCGGCCGCGCUGGGGGCGCCGGGCGACGCGUACUCGUCCCGGCUGGCGCGCGUGGCGUCGGAGCGGCGCGCGGCGGACUCGCCGGUGCCGUUCGCGGGCGUGCCGCCGCCGGCCGGGGCCGUGGCGCGGCCGGAGCCGAGCCGGCCGGUGGCGGGCGCGGAGGAGCCGCUGAACGUGGAGGACCGCGAGGUGCUGGAGCUGACGACGCGCGGGGCGGCGGAGCCGUGGGCGGAGGGCGCGGGGGGCGCGGGGCGGCGCGAGCUGCCGGAGCCGCGCGCGCGCUGUGCGCGACUGGGAGGGCGCGGGGGCGCGGGGGCGCGCCGCUCGGCGUCGUGUUCCCCGCGACUGGGGGGCGCGGGGCGCGCGUCGGUGGCGGUGCAGACGGUGGACACGUGGCCGGAGCCCUACGAGUUCAUAGUCUCCGACUUCUUCCACUCUCUGCCGGACGACACUCGUCGCCAAGGGUCGGAGCCCACGCAGCCGUGCGAGCGCCUGGACGCCUACAUGGCCGAGCUGUACGCGGGGCGCGCCAGUCGCGGCGGCGCCGACCUCGCCGAGCAACUCGCGCUCGCGCACGCGCAGCUCAUGUACGAGCGCUGGCGCCGCGACGCGCACGCCGAGCGCAACCGGCGCCUGCUGGGCCGCUGUCGCCAGGCGCACGUCCUCGACCUGCACAACGCCGCGCUCGCCGAGCGACUGCGCCACGCCACGCGCGAGCGCGACGAGCUGCGCGCCCGCCUCGCGCGCGACGCGCCCGCGCCGCCCGCCCCGCCCGCCGCGCCGCACCACGCCGCGCUCGAGGCCGAGCUGGCGGACGAGCGCGCCGCGCGCCUGCGGGCCGAGGCCGCGCUGCGCGAGGCGGAAGCGGCGCGCGCCCUCGACGCCGCCGAGCUACAGCGCACGCGCGGCGAGUCAUUCGAAGCGGCGCGCCACGUCGAGGCGCUGGCGCGCGCCGCGCUGGCCGCCGAGCGUCGCGCCGAGCACGUGCGCCGCCUGCGCCGCGAACUGCUGGUGCUGGCGGAGCGCGAGGCGCGGCUGAGUGCGGCGGCGCGCGGGGCGCAGGCCGCGGGCUCCGCCCCGCCAGCCGACGAGCGCGCGCUGCGGGCGGCGCUGGCGCGCGCUGAGGCGGAGGCGGAGGCGAGCGGCGCGCGCGCAGAGGCGGCGGCGGCGCGCGCGCAUGAGCUAGAAGCGACGCUGGCGGCGCGGGAGGCGGCGGUGGCGGAGCUGAAGCGCGCGGCGCGGCACGCGGCGGACGAGGGCGCGGCGCGGCUGCGGGCCCUGCGCGACAAGUACGCGGCGCUGCAGCGCGUGGUGCGGGCGGGCGAGGCGCGCCAGCUGGAGCGCCUGGCGGCGGCGGGGGGCGCGUGGCCGGGGGACGCGGGGGCGGGGGCCAGGGGCGCGGGGGCCGGGGGCGCGGCCGAGGCCAGCAGCUAA
Spodoptera littoralis (African cotton leafworm) is the source of this 2925-nucleotide messenger RNA. The record is from the annotation of a GenBank genome assembly. NCBI's taxonomy places the organism in Eukaryota, Metazoa, Arthropoda, Insecta, Lepidoptera, Noctuidae.